AUGGCGUCCACAAAAACAAAUCUACCUGCAUGGUUACUGCUCUCUAAAGACGAUAUCACAAGAUCUAUUGAGUGGAAGGAUUUAACAUCAGAGCUUUUCGAUGCAGUGCAACAUCAGCUUACAGAAAACCACGUGUCUUACUUUUCCGAUCUCACAGAUUCAGAGAAAGUCAUGUUUCUUGAUCGUGCUGGUAAGCUUGUUCGUGACAGCUCUUCGUAUCAAAAGCUGAUGGCAACAGUUUCGGAAACUCUUGAUCGAAAUCUAAAUGAAGAAGUUACCCAAACGAUUAUCGAUGCAUCGAAUACACGUACAAAGGCAGAACUUCUUCUUCAAGAAUCCUCGAAAGCGUCCAUUAGUUUGUUGCAAAGGUGGCCGGAUCUUAAAACCAAAUUGUUUGCUUGUUUGAAUCGUCCUUUACCGACAGAGUUGCGAAGGGCAGUAUGGAAUUGGUUUCUAGCGAAUCCGAUCGUUCGAAAAGAAUAUUUAGAAAAGGUUUCGAGAAACAAACAAGACACUGUUUCACGACACGAUGCAGCCAUUGGACAAAAGUGCAAAGCUUUCUUGUCCUCAGAAUCAAGUCAUUUUAUGCUUGAAUCUUCAGCUUUGCUGAAUAUCAUGAAAACUUCAAUAUCCUACCGGGACGUGAAAGUUAGUAGCACAUCAACGAUAGUUGACACAGACUUCUUGUUGGCCAUACCUUUUGUGAAAGUAAUGGUUGCAGACACUCGUGUUCAACUGAUAAAUGCUGAGGAAAUUGCAAGCUUUGUUGAAGUUUACUUUACCUUCUUGGAUUCAAGACCAUCUUUAAUGAAGGACUCCAAAUCUAAGGUUAUUUUUCUGCUAAAGAAAGCAAGAAUUCCUUUGCAGCUUUACUGCUCUGAGAUAUCUGUACAUAUGGGCAAUGAAAUUUCUGUUCAGUGUAAAAAAGUCAUUUUUCCUCUCUUUUCCAUAGGAAUUCCUGUUAGCACAAAAACAGUUUGGUAGUAAAAUGGCUGACUACUUGAAUUCCAAAGAUCAGCAGCUUGCAUUAACUCUGCAGAGAAUAUUUUCACAUGGUAAGGCAGUUGUUGAUAGAGAUGAAUACCCAAAUAUCAGCCUGUGUGAAAAAUUUGUGGCAUUCCCCUGGUCAUGCACCUAAUUUUUCAGCAAAUUAUGAGUUCUCAACUGGUACCUCAUUAUACAAGAGGAAGUUCAACCCUGUAUGACUAUCUAGGAUGGUACUAUUUUUGAGGCUAACAUCUUUUAGUGUUGCUAUUAUGUAGGCUUUGUGUGAGGACAUGGACUACACAAGUUCAAUUUACUGAUUCUUGUUUAUAAUGUGUAAACACACUGUAAUUCUUUUUGAACAGACCAGACAACUCAGUUGGCAGAAAGUCUGGCAGCAAUCAUGAGGUCAUAUGCAAGGUGCAUGUUUGUUGGUAAGAUUUGACUAAAACUGAUCUCAAUGUGUUUAAGUCUUGAUCGUAGGCCUCCAAAAGUAACACUGAUUGGAUAGGACACUUAACCUAUUAAACUAAGAAUAGUAUUCAUCUAUUCUACACUGUUCUCCUCAUCGUUUCUUUUGUUUUUGUGACCUUAAAACUUGAUUCAAGCAUGAUACUGUAAGGAUAAAUAAGAAGCCAGUCACUCAUAGGGUUAAAGGGUUAACUUUCACAUUGCUUCUUUCUACCCAAGAGUGAGGUGUGAUGGACAUUAAUAUCCCAUCAGAUGGAGUAGCUAUACUCCUUCUUAUCUCUUUCUCUGGAAAAAGCAAUAAACUCUGGAAAUAAUUGUUACAAGACUUCACAUUUUAAACCGGUUUUUUUUUAUAUCUUGGAAAAAUCACAUUGCUAUACUUGUAUUUUUCAGGGUUUCUUUCCCUUGAUGUGGUUUGCUACAUUUGGGACCAGUACAUUCUGAGUAUGAAACUUCCUUCCUUCAACUGUAUUGCGACAUUCUCUGCUGUCAUGCUGCUGUUGUUGAGAGAUGAAAUCUUAGUGUGCAGAAAUGUAAGACUUAAAGACCUUAUAUGUCCUAGUUUUAUUUAAGGUUAAAUGCAUACAAGAAUGGUGAUUAUGAGAUUUCACUCUUUUUGCCUAAUUAGACCAAAGAGAUUGAGGAAGUUUUGCUUGCUGGGAGCAAAAAACUCACCAUAAGAGACUUUCAAAGAGUGGUAGGUGCAAUGAUUUCCCUUAAACCUGAAUCAAAAUUCCUUUACCUUCCAAAAUUGUAAGUUAACACAUUAUCCUACAAUGUACCAUGCCUUUUUGUAGAUUGAUCAUCAUUUCAUGGCUGAUUGGCAGAGGUUGGUUACAGAAGAGGUUCAUGGUUCUGAUUUACCACUUGUGGAUCCAGUAGCAAGUAUGAGAUCAAUUCCUGCAUUCUCCUUACCUCAUGUUGAUCCAUUAAUUUACCUUGUGUCCUCUCUUGAUCUUGGCAAAUCACCACAGUUGAUAACCUGAUAGUUCCAUAGGAAAAAAAUAGCAAAUUCUCAUUUCAAAAUGCCUAAAUUCAGCUAGGGAUACCAUUUGGGGAUCAAACUUCAUACGUAGCUUGGGAAGAAGGAGCUAUGAAUUAUUUAUGAGAAAAUGAACGAGUAUUCGAGUAGGUGGUAAAACUUUGAAACUUCACUCGUCUAAGGUGCUGAAUGAGUUGCGCCAAAUGGUAAUCUUUCAAGUUACGUCUAUUUUUCGCCCUAGAAAAUAGGAUUGGUGCAUAUUAAACUGUUUCCGGUAAUUUUUUUUUCCUGUGCCACUUUCCGUGCUAAAAAGAGAGAGAAAAAAAGGAGUUUUGUGAAUAGGUGCUCGUCAAAGGGUUGUGGGCUGCGGUAAGUCUCUGAUUCCCCUCCACUUUUUACCGCGCACCGUAAACGGCCACCUUGUUAAGAAAGAGAUGUAUAUCACAUAAUGUGCGCUUUAAGAAUAAGUAAUUUUCAGCAUUUAUCUGCAGAUAUGCUUGGCGUAGAUCUGUGGUCUCAUCUGUGUCUUAACUUUUAGCAGUUGGUAGGUCUGCGCACCCCUGGUCUGGGUGGUUCCGGGGACAGCCUCCCACUCGUCAGCGAGUCGAAGAUCGGCGGCAGACUCGCGAGGAAAGAGAACAGGAACGACGGAGACAACUCAUGGAACAUCGACGAGAAGAAGCCAGGAAGAAGCAAGAACAAGAGGAGGAGAUGCAACGUCGUGAACAGGAGAUGAGGCAAGAGUUUCAAGCACAGAAAAAACGUGAAAAGGAAGGAAUCGUAGCGCUCGAGAAAGAGCUCAAACGUGAAAGACAAGAGCGAUCAUCUGUGGAAAAGAAGAAGGAUGAAGAGAUUGCACGGUUGCAAGUCGAACUUGCGAGACUAAAACGAGUUACUCCAGUCACCAGCCCUGCUAUACGCUCCUCUGGUGCACCUUCAGUGAAGGAGCCAACUCCAGUUAACCCCAGUCCUCGUCUUUCGAGAGCAUCGCGUAAACAGGUCGAGGACAUGGUUCGGUCGUUACUAGGAGCGACGCUUCACAGCCUAGAUUUAGGUAAGAGAUAAUUCCAAUUAAAAAUCCUGGUGUAACUCAACCCGUUGCGGUUUGUGGUUAGGAAAAAAUUUUACGGAAACAGUACGAAAUCAAUCUUAGUCUGCUUUCAAGUAUUUUUUCCACGGGACUUCUUGCAUUAAUGACUUUAACCUAUCGUCUUUGGGAUCUCCGCGCACUCCCGAAAUCCUAAGCGUACCCGCGGGUGUCAACUCUAAUUGGACAGUUAUUAAGUCUGAAACGAAUCGUCUUGUUAGAAGUAUGAUUUUUAUUUGCAGUGGCCCACGGGUCAGAGGAACAGCGGACAAAUCUUGAUAUAAUCACGAAAGACGCUUUGCAGACAAACAGUGACCAGUACAAAGAAGCAGAAAGAGAGUUGUUCGGCAGGGAACUUAACACCGACGAUUGGGACAGAAUGGACGAGGAAGAACGCUCGGAGAACACUAGGAAGCUUAUGACAAGGUUGAAAGAGAUGAGAGACGAAAGCCGGCUUAACGCGACAUGAACACAGGAGCUAGUAACUAAACAACCUUCAGUGCGUGUGUGCACUUCAUAUGCAACAUUUUAAAGAGUCUAUACCACGGCUUGCUUAAAUGCUCAGCUUACUACUUUGCUCAAUUAAAUGGAUACUCCGGAGAAUAUCAUAAUACCUCAGUCGUAAGUGAGCAGGACUGAGAAGUACCUGAUACAAGCCUUUGUCUGUUAUGCGCAAGUUCAUUAUUACUGCUGGAGGGGUCGUUUCGUUGAUUCGAUUCAAGGUGAACUCUGAACGUUUUAUUAUGUGGUCAAGAUUUCAUCACAGAGGAUAAAUAUGAAUUAGUCCUCUGAACUUUAAAGUCGCCGGAACUGAAAACUUAGCUAAUUGACCCUUGCAGGGCUUUUAUUUCAAUAUACAAAAUGCAAAUUGUCAAGAAAUUGAAGCAAAGCACGUGCUAAGAACAGUAGACAUUGGAAUCAAGCGUAGAUCAAGUACCAGCAAAAAAAUCCCAUGUUUAAAAAUGGUAGGGUCCAUUAGGUCACUAAAUAGUUGUACAAUUUUUUUUUUGCGAAAUCCCGGAAGUAGUAACACUUUGAGGUUAUUGCCGUCACUUACGUGUAGCGUGAGGUGUUGUCUUUGUUAUGAAGGCGGCGUACAUUCUCGAGUUUGGAGUUCGCGCAGAUGGUGGAGUCGAAAUUCUAGUUUAGAGAAUUAUACUUGAUUUGACUGGAUGAAAGUUGAAAUAACUGACGCUAAUUUCAUAUUUCUCGGAUUUACUUAGAAGAACCAGGUUACUUCCAGCUUUUACUUGAGAAAUUUACUAGGGUUUUUUACUAAAGCGACUUACCGAGUUUUUUCGUGAAUACUUUCUUGUGAGGUUCGCUUCUCCUUGCGCAUACGAGGGCACAUUACUGUUUACAAAUGCGCAGACGCAGAACUUAGGUAUCCAAUUGGUUAUUAAAAAAAACAAACCUGAUCACAAGAUGUGAAUCUCUACUGCACAUAAUGACACCGCUUGAUUUGGACGAGAACUUAAGACAAUGGCGAAACAAAUUGUCAUUUCCAAAUAAACGAGUAUGGGGGUCUCUGUUCUUUUCUUCUUUGAAUUGAGGAAACAAAAAAGGCAAGCUAUUGUUUUAAAAAAGAUGCAAUAUGCCGUAUAUUUCAAUUGUCUUUGUUUAUGUACAAGCAUCACCUUUUAGCCUU
Messenger RNA from Pocillopora meandrina, 5172 nucleotides. Lineage: Eukaryota; Metazoa; Cnidaria; Anthozoa; Scleractinia; Pocilloporidae. The record is from the annotation of a GenBank genome assembly.